CUCGUACAUCCCUCUUCUCGAGGUAGAUAUGGUGGUCUUCAAGGCUUCGCGAAUAGAAACCACGCCUUUCGACGGCCAGAAGCCUGGAACUUCUGGUCUCCGUAAGAAGGUGAAGGUAUUCAUUCAGCCAAAUUACCUGCACAAUUUUGUCCAGUCAACAUUCAAUGCUUUGACCUCAGAAAAAGUUAGAGGUGCUACACUUGUUGUGUCAGGGGAUGGUCGCUAUUUUUCAAAGGAAGCAAUUCAGAUUAUUACCAAAAUGGCAGCAGCAAAUGGAGUAAGACGUGUUUGGAUUGGUCAAAACGGAUUGCUUUCAACUCCUGCUGUAUCUGCUGUUAUACGUGAAAGAGUGGGGGUUGAUGGAUCCAGAGCAACAGGUGCAUUUAUACUGACUGCAAGUCAUAAUCCUGGUGGACCUCAUGAGGAUUUUGGGAUUAAAUAUAACAUGGAAAAUGGCGGACCAGCUCCUGAGGGAAUUACUAACCAGAUCUAUGAGAACACAACAACAAUUAAGGAGUACUUCAUUGCUGAAGAUCUGCCUGAUGUGGAUAUAACCACAAUAGGUGUAACAAACUUUACAGGCCCUGAAGGACCAUUUGAUGUUGAUGUUUUUGAUUCAGCAAGUGAUUAUGUAAAGUUGAUGAAGUCAAUCUUUGAUUUUGAGUCUAUUGGGAAACUGUUGUCUUCGCCGAAAUUCACAUUCUGUUAUGAUGCACUGCAUGGAGUUGCUGGAGCUUAUGCAAAGCGCAUAUUUGUGGAAGAACUUGGGGCACAAGAAUGCUCUUUACUUAACUGUACACCAAAGGAAGACUUUGGCGGAGGGCACCCAGACCCCAAUUUGACCUAUGCAAAGGAGUUGGUUGCUCGCAUGGGAUUGAGCAAAUCAGUACCUCAAGAUGAGCCACCUGAAUUUGGUGCAGCUGCUGAUGGUGAUGCAGAUCGUAACAUGAUACUUGGGAAAAGGUUUUUUGUCACUCCAUCUGAUUCUGUAGCCAUAAUUGCUGCAAAUGCUGUUGAAGCUAUACCCUAUUUUUCUAGUGGCUUGAAGGGAGUUGCCAGGAGUAUGCCAACCUCUGCUGCCCUGGAUGUUGUAGCCAAACAUUUGAACCUGAAAUUUUUUGAGGUCCCAACUGGUUGGAUUUUUGGUAACUUAAUGGAUGCUGGAUUAUGUUCAAUUUGUGGUGAAGAAAGCUUUGGAACUGGUUCGGACCAUAUUCGUGAGAAAGAUGGAAUAUGGGCAGUUCUGGCCUGGUUAUCUAUUCUUGCAUAUAAAAAUAGGGAUAAGCUUGGUGGAGACAAACUUGUGACAGUUGAAGACAUAGUUGUUCAGCAUUGGGCUACUUAUGGGCGUCAUUUCUAUACUCGAUAUGACUAUGAAAACGUGGAUGCAGGUGCAGCAAAGGAACUGAUGGCAUAUUUAGUCAAACUGCAGUCAUCACUUUCUGAAGUCAAUCAGAUUAUCAAGGGAGUAAGAUCAGAUGUGUCAAAUGUCGUCCAUGCUGAUGAAUUUGAAUACAAAGAUCCUGUGGAUGGUUCCAUUUCAUCACACCAGGGCAUCCGUUAUUUGUUUGAGGACGGAUCACGAUUGAUUUUCCGUCUCUCUGGAACUGGUUCAGAAGGAGCGACAAUUCGUCUGUACAUUGAGCAAUACGAGAAGGAUCCAUCGAAAACCGGGAGACUUUCGCAAGAAGCGCUUGCUCCUCUUGUGGAGGUUGCAUUGAAACUUUCAAAGAUGCAAGAAUUCACUGGUCGAUCUGCUCCAACAGUCAUUACAUAAAUGCAAACGUACACCUUGGUUGAUUCAUUUGCCCAAAAAACAGAGAGCCUCGGUUGAACCUUAUUUUUGAGGCAUGUCUUCUCUUGUUUAUUUAUCCAUAUCUUUCUGAAAUUCAAUCCAACAAUCUUGUGAACAGCGUACCUGAGUAUGGUUAAGUAUUUUGCAUAAAGGCACACGAGUUGAAAACA
Molecule: messenger RNA, 1965 nt
Organism: Prosopis cineraria
Lineage: Eukaryota; Viridiplantae; Streptophyta; Magnoliopsida; Fabales; Fabaceae
Product: phosphoglucomutase, cytoplasmic-like
Biological process (GO): carbohydrate metabolic process
Cellular component (GO): cytosol
Molecular function (GO): magnesium ion binding; phosphoglucomutase activity
Source: RefSeq, a predicted model, not a curated record